CUCACUGGAACAAAGUCCAGUGCUGGGUGGAAAGAGAAUUGAUCAUUUGCUGUGUAGAUGAUGAAUGGUUCUGACUGAUCAAAAACGCCAUUACCUAGAAAAUGUGAAUAUCCUGGAAGGAAAUAUCUAUCAUUGCUUAUUUGGGAAUAUGAAAUAUACAUAAGUUCAUUGUGGAGGAGUUUUACACAUGUGUUGUUCUUGUAAGUUAAUGAUUAUCAUUCAUGUAGCAAAAUUAUAUUGGAUGUUUGCGAAGAACUUUUAUCCCCUCAUAACAAAGUAAAAAUCAGAUAGAUAUGUGCUAUACUGAGAUUUAUCGUCAAAACAGACUCCAUGAUGGUUUAUCACUGUCACUGAGUGAAAUUUGUUUUUUCUUUUUCUUGGUUUGUUUUUUUUUGGUUAACCUCUGUUGAAAUCCCUUAGGGAUAAUUAAUCUUACUGUGUUUCAAAAAAGAUUAUUCCCAGAAAAAAAGGGACUUGUGAGUUUUGUGAUGUUUUAAUUCUAUCAAUGAUUUCCUGUGGUAACAGACCUAGAAAAGUUCAUUUGCAGUUAACAUUUGAGGACACAUUUUAAUUCUAUUUACUCAGCCCUGGUAUAUUUUCCUGGUUUGUCAGUCCAAAUGGCUGACAGCCAAAAAAAGAAAGAUUCCUACAGCUCAGAAUGUAUGGGAGUGUUGUUAUUUCAUUGUCUACAAUUAUUUGUGGGAACCACUUCUACCACUGUUACAGUGUGCCUUGGAUAAGAAACUGUUCUCAUAAAACCAACAUCAUUUCACAGUAACCUGGAUGAGGACAUAAAUGGCAGGCUCAGAAACAUUGAGAGAAUCCGGUUAGGGAAAUGAUAGAAAGUCACAAACUCUGCCGGCCUUUCUGAGAGACCGGGCAGUGAGAACGGUUAGGGAAAUGAUAGAAAGUCGCAAACUCUGCCGGCCUUUUUGAGAGACCGGGCAGUGAAAACGGUCAGGGAAAUGAUAGAAAGUCACAAACUCUGCCGGCCUUUCUGAGAGACCGGACAGUGAGAACGGUUAGGGAAAUGAUAGAAAGUCACAAACUCUGCCGGCCUUUUUGAGAGACCGGGCAGUGAAAACGGUCAGGGAAAUGAUAGAAAGUCACAAACUCUGCCGGCCUUUCUGAGAGACCAGGCAGUGAGAACGGUUAGGGAAAUGAUAGAAAGUCACAAACUCUGCCGGCCUUUUUGAGAGACCGGGCAGUGAAAACGGUCAGGGAAAUGAUAGAAAGUCACAAACUCUGCCGGCCUUUUUGAGAGACCGGGCAGCAGAAUAUUUUGUUUUACUUCCUGAGAGUAAAACUACACAUCCAACUGUGAUGCCCUCCAAGAGAGAUUUCUUCCAAGUAAACUACAAUCAAUAUGUUACACCAACCUAUUUGCGUGUUAACAAAAUGGGCACCAAACAUUAGAGGAUUACGUGUCUGAAAUUGCCAGAAGCAGCAAGGGCCUACAUCAAAAUGCCUAAAAGACAAAAUGAAAUGUUGACAAAAGAACACUUUGUUUAGGGACUUGGAUCUAACAUUAAGAUAUUUGUACUGGUGUCAAACCCUAAUUAAGACAUUUGAGGAAGCUUUCAGACAUACAAAGAGAAAAGAAUGUCACCACAAUUUCUUUGGGCCAAAGACUUUAGGACCAUGACAUCUGCCUGCGAUGUAAAUAGAACCUUGAAAAGUUGGUGGCAGUUUAGUGUAAUGGAUACCAGCUAACAUUGACCCGAAAAUGGCAACCACCCCUCACAAAUGAGCAGAGGAGUAUGCCAUUGAGGGAAUGGACGAGAAAGAGGUAAUGGAACGCACUUAAAAUGUGCACAAUAGAUGGAUGACCAAUAUGUAACAGCAUGAAAGUGGACCACAUUGCGCUUAACAAAUCCAAAUAUGUCAGUGUUUUGGAUUUAUGUCAGUUGUACCACAAGUUCCGAUUAUAGAAUCAGACAAAGAGAAGACUGCUUUUCUGUGGUGGACACUAUGAAUAUAAUUAUUUGGUCUCGGUUAUAGUGCUCCCACAUUUCAGAGACUUGUGGACCCUGUUUAAGCAGAUUACUGACACAGGAGUUUGAUUUAAUUGCACUCACUCGACACCUAUUAUUUCAAAAGACAUACGAUGAAGUGCAAGAAAGUUUCGAUUGGAAAGGAAUGUAUUCCGAUGUUGAAUUCUGGUGUCGAUCAUGUGUAAGAAAUCUCUGAAAGACAGACCUAAGGCACCUCUAAAUCUGAUACCAAUAGUUAAAGCACUGUUUUUCACAGAGUCACAGUUGAUGUUUGAAGACCACUUCCACCGAUACACAAGUACAUAACAGUGUUUAGAGACUAUCUGACAAGAUGGCCGGAGGUUGUUGCCGUUAACAACACAGACGCUAAGAGCUACCACAAAAGCCUUUGUAGAGGAAAUGGUUUGCAGACAUGGUGCUCCAUAUGAAUUACUCUGACAAUUAAUGGUAAAAACUUUAGAUCAAACUGUGUUGUGUAAGUUAACGAGCACCAAGAAAACUUGCACCACAGUUUAUAAUCCUGAGACUGAUGGUUUAGUUGAGAGAUGUAACUGGGACAUAUGACUUCAGUGUUCUCAAUGUAUGUAUCUGGACAUCAGAGAGAUUGGGAUCCUUUCUUCCCUACCUUCCGUCACGCUCUGCCUUCUCACGCACGACAGAGCACUGGUUCCUCCCAAUGAAGCAGUGUUAUCUCCCGAUUAUAUAAGGAGGAAGUAAAGCAAUGAUGACAAGAAAUUUGUAGUCUUGUAAAAAACAAUGUAUCUGACUCACUCCGUCUACAACUCCAGGAUUAAUCUCCAAAGCUGAGUCACAACUGGCAUAGUCCCUUCAAAAUACUGAAAAGGUUAUCUGAGGUCACUUAUAAACUACACUAUAGGACCAAACAAUAUGAAAACACACUGCACAUAUGUUAACAGGAUGAAGCCAUAUGUGGACACUUUUGACCAUGCUGACCAUGGUUCUGCAUGAUCUAGACCUGGAUGAAGAACACGAUUUAGGACAAUUGUCUUAUUGUUAAAGUUUUAGGAGUCGGCAAAUGUUGUAACAAAUCACAUUGACUAGAAAAGCUUUAUUUUGUGCAGUGUGAAAAUAGCAACACACAAUGGGUGAACAAGAGAGAUAUGAAGGCCUUUAGCAUAGUGUGCAAAAUCUUCUUCAAUUUAUCUAGAAUUAUAACCUUGUAAUUGGGUGACCUUGUAAUACGCCGGUUUCAAGAUACACCCGAGUUAUUUCCCUUUGGAGAACUCUCGUAUAUAGUGAGGCGCGAAACAAUUUGUUUACACGCGGGAGUGGGACUAAUUUUCAUCACUGCAUAAGUUUCUCAAACACUGUUACAUCACCCGAAUUCGACUGAUACACAAACUAAGAAAGUAUUUAGGGAGUAAUUAAAUACAUAGAAUUCUUAUCAUAUCACAUUAUUUCGUUAGUCAUAAGUACCAUAUUGGAGAUAUUAUUUGCAAAUAUGACAUUGUUUUUAUGUUUCCACUUUAGUAAAACAUUUCUUUCGACCGUAUUUUGUAUUUCCCACAUUUACAUAUCAAAAGAGAAGCUGCUUUUAAUACAUUUCACCGUCUUCUUCGCUGACUGUAGGUCUACUCUGUCCCACUUAGUCAUUCAAAGUUUCACUAAAUGCACCUCCUACACAGAAGCAUUCGUAUCUCGAAACUGGCGUAUUGGGAUGUCACACUUAGAAGGGGAGGUAUAUCAUGAAGCUAUAUCUCUCUGUCAAUUAAUUGUGAAAUAGGGAGAUUGCACAUGUGUGUUUGAAGUUUUAUCUCUCUGUCAAUUAAUCAUUGUGAAAUUGAGAGAGUUUAAUGUGUGUGUGUAUAUAUUUCUGUCCAUUAAUCAUUGUGAAUUAGAGAGAGUGUAUGUGUGUGUUUGAAGUCAAUUUAAAAUUAUUAUGAAAUAGAGAAUUGUAUGUGUGUUUGAAGUUAAUUAAAUAUUGUGAGAGAGAGAGUGUGUGUGUAUGUGUGUGUUUGAAGUAAAUUAUUGUGAAAUAGAGAGUGUAGGUGUGUGUUUGAAGUAGCAGGUGCAAGGUCCUUUUCCGGAGAGAGUGUCAUGUCUGUUAGUUAGAGAUAAUUGGUUCAAAUUAAAUCUUUCUGUUUCGUUUGAAUGAUUGGAAGUUUGAGAUGUAGAUAUGUAAAAUGAAUACGACUACAGGUUUAUUAGUGUUAUAUAACUAGUGAUGGGACAGGGAGGACCCUUGUGACAUGAUAGAAUCCUGUUCAACAGUGUAAAUGAACAAGUUGAAAUAAUAGAAAUUUGUUGUUCAUAUAUCCAUGUAUUACUCAGAUGUGAAGUAAUUAAUUGUAAUAUCAUGAUUAAUUAAUGAAGACAGAAGUGCAAUAAUUCCUUGACUUUUUAUUUCUGGUAAGUGAUGAUUAGAGGUUGAUGUGAAGGGUAAGUAAAAUGUACCGGUGAUCAGUGCUGAUUUAUUACACACCUGUACAAAGGUUUAUUCAAAAGUUUGAAAAUGACCAAAAGAAAAAAGAAAAGAAGUAUAUUAAUCAUGUUAGUUAAUGUUAAUUAUUUACCUAAUGAUAUUGCACAAAUUGUUGAAACACAUCUCUGAGAAAUGAUGAGUCUUGACGGGUUUAUGGGCCCUUACUACAGAUAUAUAAUGUUGUUACUAGUAUCACUAAGUGUCUCCUUAAGUUUUAUGUGGAGUGACAGACGUCAAGACAUUUUAUGAAUGACUGAUCAGUUUUCUUUAUGCCCUGAUAACCAAUUUUUUUUUUUUGAAUAACAAAGGACAUUCCAUGCAUGGUUAAUGGCCGCUUCUCUUUUAUUGCAUCAAGGACACAGCUGUUUUGUGUAUUAAAUAUAACAGUGUCAUAUGUGGGGAACUGUUACAGUCCAAAGAUUAAAAAUAGUGAAUACAUAUUCAACAAGCAUUCGACAGCAUGGCAGAAGUUGUAGACGGACUAGAGGGGAGCGUGAAGCUGGAGUCAGUCAAGAGGAAUCCAGCUGAUCCAGCAGUGAAUGGAAAUGGAGACAUUCAAGUGAACAAUAAUAUCAAACAGGAUGUUGUGACUGAUCCAGCCAUUGAUGCCAAGGCUGUAGCUGCUGGUGGAGAGAGUAAGCAGGGAGGACCACCAGACAAUGCAUUCAAAGAUUUGGAUGAUUUGGCACCAGCCACAGAAUAUGUUGUGACAAAAGGAGAUUCAGCAGUGAAGCUACGCAUGAAUGAAUCAGGAUAUGGUUCAGAGAAACCUGUUACUGUUCCAUCGAUGUUCUAUAAGACCGUGCAGAGGGUGCCGAUGCAUACAGCAUUAGCGGUUAAACGAGGAGGGAUAUGGGUGAAGUGGACUUAUGAGCAGUAUUUCAAUGACACUCGAAAGGCAGCCAAGUCUUUUAUCAAGCUUGGAGUAGAGCCUACUCACGGGGUAGGAAUUCUGGGUUUUAAUGCCCCGGAGUGGUUUAUUUCAAACAAUGGAGCCAUAUUUGCAGGGGCAUUUUCUGUCGGAAUUUAUGCCACCAACAAUGCUGAGGCCUGUAAAUAUGUGGCACUAAGCGCCACCUGUAAUGUGAUCGUGGUGGAGAACAACCAGCAGCUCAAGAAAAUUCUGCAGAUUUGGGAAGAACUUCCUGAUCUGAAAGCAGUGAUACAGUACACAGGAGAGGUGGCAGAGAAACGAGAAAAUGUAUACUCCUGGAAAGAGUUCAUGGAGCUGUCCAAUGGUGUCCCAGACGAUGUUUUACAACAGCGACUCAGCCUUAUGGCACCAAACAAGGCCUGCUCUCUCAUCUACACUUCAGGAACAACAGGGAACCCCAAAGGAGUGAUGCUUUCUCAUGACAAUUUGACUUGGACAGCAGCAAUGAUUCAAGAGAACAUUCAGUAUACCUUCGCUGAUAAUGUCGUCGUUACCUAUCUGCCCCUCAGUCACAUCGCAGGCAUGAUGGUUGACAUUUAUCUCCCAAUAGUCACGGCAACCACUGUCUAUUUUGCUGAGCCGGACGCUCUUAGGGGAUCACUGUUAACAACUCUAAAAGAAGUCAGGCCCACAGCUUUUCUGGGUGUGCCCAGAGUGUGGGAGAAAAUGAUUGAAGGCAUGAAACACAAAGCCCGAGAGUUUGGAUUCCUGAAGAAAAAAGUGGGUGCCUGGGCCAGGGGUGUGGGUUACAGGACAACAGUGGCAGAGAUGAACCAUGAGUCUGUUCCAGGAGCUUUCAAGUUUGCAGAUAUAUUCUUAAAGAAAGUAAAAACUGAUCUAGGAUUUGACCAAUGCAAGUUUUUCAUAUCGGGGGCAGCACCUAUCAUGAGAGAAACCAUAGAAUUCUUCUAUGGCUUACAUAUACCUCUGAUGGAAGUAUAUGGAAUGAGUGAAUGUGCAGGUCCACACACAACCAAUCGCCCAGACCUGUUCCGUACCAGUAGUGUGGGCACGGAACUCCCUGGGAUGAAGACGAAGCUGGCGGACAUGGAUCAGGAAGGAAAUGGAGAGGUUCGUAUGUAUGGCAGACAUGUUUUUAUGGGUUAUCUGAAUGAUGAAGAAAAAACAAGGGAAACUUUUGAUGAGGAGUUGUACCUGAUGUCAGGGGACAUUGGAAAGAAAGACAAGGAUGGAUUUUUGUACAUCACAGGGAGGAAGAAAGAGUUGAUUAUCACUGCUGGUGGAGAAAACAUACCCCCCGUCCUUAUUGAGGACAAUGUCAAAGAAUGCCUACCUUGUGUGUCUAAUUGUAUUUUGAUUGGGGAUAAGAGAAAAUUCCUUUCCAUGCUCAUCACACUAAAGGUGGAUGUGAAUCCAGAUACGUUAGAACCGACCGAUAACCUUACAGCGCUGUGUAUGGACUGGAUGAAGGCUCAAGGCAGUGCCUCUGCAAAAGUGUCAGAUAUCUUAGACAACAAGGAUGCCAUUGUCCUUAAGGCCAUACAACAGGGUAUCGAUAAGGCUAAUGACCGGGCCAUCUCUAGGGCUCAGAAAAUACAGAAGUGGUCAUUGCUGCCACGAGACUUCUCCAUUCCUGGGGGUGAACUAGGUCCUACCAUGAAAUUACGCAGACCAAUUGUGCACAAAAUGUAUGCAAAAACAAUUGAUGCGUUUUAUGAAGAGUAAGGCAUAUCAGGAGGUGGUAGUAAACAGUUGGGCAUUGUCACUAAGAAUGAAGGAAUCUUCAGUUGUGUGGCCGAUUUAUAAUAUCCUUGUAUCAAUCUAAGCAUGGAAACAAAUUGUUAAAAUACUAUAAAUGUAUUACAUUUGGUGGUGUAUUCUUUUUUAGCACCUUCGGUGGAAAAGACUUUUCACUAAAUCAAGUACACCACAAAAUGUUUAUUGUUGUGGGACAGCUUAGAUAUUGGAAAAAACAUUAAAUGAAAUCCAAACUCAACUAGGAAAGCCUUAAUUUGUGUUAAAUAGCGUACAUGCCAAAUAUGAUACAUUUACAGUAGACCGUGCACACCUGAAUGUAUUGACUUCAUAGAUUCAGGACCUUUCAGAGGAAUGCUUUACGUAGUACCAGGCACCUGAUUUUACACAUCAGAGAAGCAGAGAUCUCCAUUGAAAAAAUAGUUUGCAAAUGUUGGGUAUUCAUUAUUGAUUGUGAAAAAAUUAUCUGGGAUAUUUUUUACUGGAGUUUAAUUCAUUCAUUUGAAUUAUUACAUUCCAAUUAUUUUUCCAUGCUACACAGUGGUUUUAUAGUCUGUGUAUUAAUUACCGUGUGUAGCAUUCAUUUUGUUGGGUUUCUGUUAAAAAUGGACAUUUCACAUGACAAGUAAAUUUCACUGUGCAAAAGUGAUUUAAUAGCCUGUAGCAUUUAUAUUGGAUAUCGUUAGCCAAGAUGAUGGGAAAUUUGUACAAUGUGCAUGUUUAUUUAGAGACUGUCAAAAUUUACAGAUCCAUGAAUUAGGGGAUACCUGAAAUUUUAUUAACUACGUGUCAUAUGAUUGUUGUUACGAAUAUAUAUGUAUCCACUUAUAUUUUUUAUACCAUUUACUACAUAAUUAGUUGUAGGCUUAAUAAAUUUCAAGCUUGGGUAAAUUUGCAUGUGUAAAUUUUUUAUUCAAUCCUUGAAAGCGUGUCACUUCUAACAAUUUCAUCAUUAUCAGAUUGCCUAUAUAUAAAAUUUCAUAGGUACUUUGUAGUCGGCCAACCUUAAUGUACAAUAUCAAUGGCACUUUUGAAUUGGCCAUCUAUAAUACACCAUUUUAUAAUAAGAUAUAGUAUCAUUUUAAACAUGUAUCCAAAACGAUAUUGAAAGGGGACAGUGGUUGGUUGCGACCAUAGAUGGUACUUUUUCCAGUCAAAAUGGGAUUGCAGCCCCCCCCCCCCCCCCCCCCUCCCCUUCCACAAAAUAGCCUUUUUUGAGGUAGAACUUUUCAACCAAAGAAGGAGUUGCAAUCUCUGUAAACCACCCCUACCCCACUCCCCCUCUAAAUUCACCAAAGAUGAAGAUGUUAGCAAAUUUAUUAUUGUUAAUUAUUUUUGUUUCUCAUGAUGUAUAAUUAAUCUGAUAUCUGAUCUUGCGCCCAUUUCGUUCAGUGCUUGUCAUACUGUCAAUGUUGUGUAAGAAAUCUGCUGAAAACCAUCCUUGUAAAACAUCGAUUUUGAAGACAGUACAUGUCUCAAACUGUUUCCUUUCUGUUAUCGGUAUGUGUAUAUUACUGGAACAUUUUUUUAGUGUGUUUAUAUUUGAGUUAAAGUAGAGACAUAUUUUGUGUUUCAACAUUUUGAAGCAAGCUGAGGCACCACAAAUUAAAUUAUUAAUUUCUAAAAUUUUCUGAUUAUCAUUGUAGAGCAUACGUUCAUUACAGUGGAUACCAUUAACGUGCCUUGAAUUAGAUUUUUCAGAUUGUGAUGUUUUUGUGAGACAAUGUUUUAGCUUUGAUUAAUUUCAUUUUUAUUCACUUUGCUGUUUAAUAUAAUUGGUUGGGCAGACAUUACUGGCAAUUGAAUGCGAGUUGAAAAUUCGUAUGCAUACUAUGUUCAUUAAAAAUACGGAAAAAGUGGUUAUUUACGCUGGGGUUAAAUAUGUGUUUUUUCAUGUCCAGCAUUACGUGUGGGGUAAAAAUAUGCGAUGGCUGAAUAUAAUAUAUAUUAUAUCAAAUAUUUAUAACUAUAUGCGUGGGGGAAAAUUAUGUGCUUAUUACGUAGCCGCGUAAUUAGUGUAAAUUCCCCCACGCAAGUAAUUUAUUUCCAAUUUUGGGCCCAGAGGGCAUACAAAGAAUACAAAGUUCAUAUACAUAAAUCAUAAAAGAGUGCUUAUCCAAAAGAUAGAUGAAAAAUAAAAUUUACAAGUCCAUGAUAAAUCAACUUUUCUUAGUAAUGUGUAAAUAAUCACUUUUGAAGUAAUGAUAGAAUAGUUGUACACAUAAUAUAUAUUUUGUUACUGUUUGACAUGCACAUUUUGUUCUUGUUUGCUAACUAAUACAAAUUCUUCUUUUGUGCAGGUUAUUAAGAGAGCAAUAUUUCAAUAAAAGUUACUAUAUCAACAUCUAAAAACCAACUGAUAUAAAUUUCAUGAUUAUCCAGAUAUUGUUUAAAUCAUUGUCUAGCAACACUUUUAGCUUAUUACCACCAUCAUCUAUCAUGGCAUCUUAAGAAACUGACACGACUACCAACAAGAUAUGAAAGUUUUUAAGGUUUUGGGGAAAUGGGGAAAUUUUGGCAAAUUAAGAAAGACUUGGUAUGAAUGGCCAACUUUUAUGAUGACAAAGCUGGCCAUUUGAUAUUUUGUGGAUGAGGGUCACAAGUAUUUGUAACAUGCUACCAGAGUAUCGUAGUAAACAGGAAAAUAUAUACAGUGUAUGUGUAACUCUCAUCUGUAUGCAGCAGCUCCUCUACUUAAACUUUGACAUGUAUCAGAAAUAUUGUGAUUUAUUCAUACCAUUAUUUUGCAUUAUUUCUUCAUAAAUGUGGAAUAAAGUUCAGAUGUUUCAAAUU
Ostrea edulis (European flat oyster) is the source of this 9880-nucleotide messenger RNA. Its product is annotated as long-chain-fatty-acid--CoA ligase ACSBG2-like. Gene Ontology annotation, cellular component: membrane; endoplasmic reticulum. Gene Ontology annotation, molecular function: long-chain fatty acid-CoA ligase activity. The coding region runs from base 4898 to 7057 and encodes 719 amino acids. The transcript has 18 exons. Lineage: Eukaryota; Metazoa; Mollusca; Bivalvia; Ostreida; Ostreidae. The record is from RefSeq and is a predicted model, not a curated record.